Molecule: messenger RNA, 1987 nt
Organism: Echinops telfairi (small Madagascar hedgehog)
Lineage: Eukaryota; Metazoa; Chordata; Mammalia; Afrosoricida; Tenrecidae
Gene: PPARG
Product: peroxisome proliferator activated receptor gamma
Exons: 8
Coding region: 186-1676 (496 amino acids)
Biological process (GO): regulation of lipid metabolic process; negative regulation of inflammatory response; negative regulation of transcription by RNA polymerase II
Cellular component (GO): nucleus
Molecular function (GO): RNA polymerase II cis-regulatory region sequence-specific DNA binding; zinc ion binding; nuclear receptor activity
Source: RefSeq, a predicted model, not a curated record
CGCCGUCACGCCUCACCAAAAGAGGACAUAGGAUACUGUCUUGGUGGGCUGUGUCGUGCCAAUUGACUGUAGUGUCCUUUGAGAUGUGGUCCCGAGUCUCCAGGCCCAUUGAAAGAAGCCAACUGUAAGCCGCAGACGCACAACAACAAGGCCAUUUCCUCAAUCAAGAAUCACCCUUAAACGGAAUGACCAUGGUUGACACCGAGAUGCCGUUCUGGCCCACCAACUUUGGGAUCAGUUCCGUGGAUCUCUCGGUAAUGGAUGAUCACUCUCACUCCUUUGACAUCAAGCCAUUCACCACUGUGGAUUUCUCCAGCAUCUCUGCUCCGCACUAUGAAGACAUCCCCUUUGCCAGAGCCGACCCGAUGGUGGCUGACUAUAAGUAUGACCUGAAGCUCCAAGACUACCAAAGUAGGAUAUUUAGUUCCCCUUUCCAGAUGACUAAAACUGGAAUUACACAACCUCUUGGUGCAAUCAAAGUGGAGCCUGCCUCCCCGCCUUAUUAUUCCGAAAAGACCCAGCUCUACAACAAGACCCAUGAAGAGCCCUCCAGCUCGCUCAUGGCGAUUGAAUGUCGUGUGUGUGGAGAUAAAGCAUCGGGCUUCCACUACGGAGUUCAUGCUUGUGAAGGGUGCAAGGGCUUCUUCCGAAGGACAAUCCGAUUGAAGCUUAUUUAUGACAGAUGUGACCUUAACUGUCGGAUCCACAAGAAAAGUAGAAAUAAAUGCCAGUACUGUCGGUUUCAGAAAUGUCUUGCUGUGGGGAUGUCUCAUAAUGCCAUCAGGUUUGGGCGGAUGCCACAGGCCGAGAAGGAGAAACUGUUGGCGGAGAUCUCCAGCGACAUCGACCAGCUGAACCCAGAAUCUGCUGAUCUCCGGGCCCUGGCCAAGCACUUGUAUGACUCAUACAUAAAGUCCUUCCCGCUGACCAAAGCAAAGGCCAGGGCCAUCUUGACAGGAAAGACAACAGACAAAUCGCCAUUUGUUAUCUAUGACAUGAAUUCCUUAAUGAUGGGAGAAGAUAAAAUCAAGUUCAAACACAUCACCCCCCUGCAGGAGCAGAGCAAAGAGGUAGCCAUUCGCAUCUUUCAGGGGUGUCAGUUCCGCUCCGUGGAGGCUGUGCAGGAGAUCACAGAGUAUGCCAAAAGCAUCCCUGGUUUUGUGAACCUGGACUUGAAUGACCAAGUAACGCUCCUGAAGUAUGGCGUCCACGAGAUCAUUUACACCAUGCUGGCAUCCUUGAUGAAUAAAGAUGGGGUUCUAAUAUCAGAAGGCCAAGGGUUCAUGACCAGGGAGUUCCUGAAGAGUCUGCGGAAGCCCUUUGGUGACUUUAUGGAGCCCAAGUUUGAGUUUGCUGUGAAGUUCAAUGCACUGGAAUUAGAUGACAGCGACCUGGCAAUAUUUAUAGCUGUCAUUAUUCUCAGUGGAGACCGCCCCGGCUUGCUGAAUGUGAAGCCCAUCGAGGAUAUCCAGGACAACUUGCUGCAAGCCUUGGAGCUCCAGCUCAAGCUGAACCACCCCGAGGCCUCGCAGCUGUUUGCCAAGCUGCUCCAGAAGAUGACAGACCUCAGACAGAUCGUCACGGAGCACGUGCAGCUCCUGCAGGUCAUAAAGAAAACAGAGACAGACAUGAGUCUUCACCCGCUCCUCCAAGAGAUCUACAAGGACUUGUAUUAGCAAACAGGUCCUGAGUCACUGACCAAAUUGCACUAUUGUUUUGAGGGAAAAUCUGACACCUAAGAAAUUUACUGUGAAGAGCAUUUUUAAAAAGAAAAGGGUUUCGAAUAAUAGAUCUAUUUUAAGCAUAUUGUUUAUAAAGAUGCAUUUACAAUUUACUUUUUAAUAUUAAAAAUUACUGUAUUAUGAAAUUGUGGUAUUGGACGUCUGAGUCAGGUGUGUUCCCCACUCACCCCCCUGGGGCUUUUUCUUGAGGGGGGGUGAUUUUUUUCUUCUCAGUCUCUUCCCUCCCGUUCAUUCUUCCUUCCUUC